Arachis duranensis is the source of this 1047-nucleotide messenger RNA. RefSeq lists its product as uncharacterized. Gene Ontology annotation, biological process: telomere maintenance; DNA repair. The record is from RefSeq and is a predicted model, not a curated record. NCBI's taxonomy places the organism in Eukaryota, Viridiplantae, Streptophyta, Magnoliopsida, Fabales, Fabaceae. Bases 1 to 1047 code for a protein of 348 amino acids. Gene Ontology annotation, molecular function: DNA helicase activity. The transcript has a single exon.
AUGAGGAGAGAUCAAAGAAGUCCAAAACAGGAUCCAAUUUUGAGUUCUCAAUAUGUUGUAUGCGAGGAAAGGUACAACUGCCGUUUUGAAGCACUUGAUCGGACGCUCAGGAAUCUUAUGUCAGUUAUCAAUCAACAUAAGACACAUCAACCAUUUGGUGGUAAGAUUGUUGUUCUAGGAGGUGAUUUCAGACAGAUACUUUCGGUGAUUCCGAAAGGAAGUAGACACGAUAUAUUAGCAUCCGCUAUUAACUCAUCCCAUCUGUGGUCAUUUUGUAAGGUUCUGAAACUGCAUACGAAUAUGAGGCUUCUAAUGUCUUCUUUGGAUCAAGAUGAAGGUGAAAUGAAGAUAUUUGCUAAUUGGAUACUUGAUGUUGGAAAUGGAAAUAUUAUCUCUGUUGUUGGUGAUGAAUCAGAAGUUGAAAUUUCAGAUGAUCUAUUGAUUACAACUAUUGAUGAUCCCCUCUCUCAUUUGGUAGACUUUGCAUAUCCAAAUUUGUUGCAAAACAUGUCAGAUUACAGGUAUUUUCAGAGUAGAGCAAUUUGGAUGGAAAAGGAGUAUUUGAGCUCUGACACAACAUGUCAAGCUGAUGAGAAUGAAGAUGUAAAACAAGAGUGGUUCACACUAGAGUUUCUAAAUGACAUCAAAUGUUCGGGACUACUCAAUCACAAGUUGACUUUGAAGCCAGGAGUCGCUGUAAUGCUAUUGCGAAACAUAGACCAGACUUCAGGUUUAUGCAACGGGACAAGAUUAAUAGUUAACAAACUUAGCAGCAACGUAAUUGGAGCGACGGUAGUGACCAGUAGAAAUAUUGGAGAUAAAGUGUACAUUCCAAGAAUGAACUUGAUCCCUUCAGAUUCAGGAUUGCCAUUUAAGUUCCAACGGAGACAAUUUUCAUUAACAGUAUGCUUUGCAAUGACCAUUAACAUGAGUCAGGAUCAAUCAUUAUCACAUGUACGGUUUAUUUGCCAAAAUCAAUGUUCAUCCAUGGACAACUUUAUGUUGCUUUGUCAAGAGUUAAGAGUCGCAGUGGCCUCAGGGUUUUAA